GCGACGGACGAGUGGGGUGGGGGAAAAGAAAGAAAGGAGAGGAGCUCGCUGCGCGCGCGCAAACACAAGCCCCCACCUCCCCACCCACAAUACCCAGGGCACGCGUAAGGCGGUGGUGGGGCCGGCUCCAGACCGAGUCUCGAACCCGGAACGAGAAGGGGAGGAGACCUCCCUUGUUGCUGCCGCCACAGCCGGAACCAAGCUGCCCAGUCACCAGUCCCUCGGACCCAGUGCCACAAUGGCAACUGCACCUUACAACUAUUCCUAUAUCUUUAAGUACAUCAUUAUUGGGGACAUGGGUGUAGGAAAGUCUUGCUUGCUCCACCAGUUUACAGAAAAGAAAUUUAUGGCAGAUUGCCCCCAUACAAUUGGUGUUGAGUUUGGUACAAGAAUAAUUGAAGUUAGUGGCCAAAAAAUUAAGCUGCAGAUCUGGGAUACAGCAGGACAGGAGAGAUUCAGGGCUGUCACACGGAGCUACUACAGAGGAGCAGCAGGCGCUCUUAUGGUCUACGAUAUUACUAGAAGAAGCACGUAUAACCAUCUAAGCAGCUGGCUGACAGAUGCAAGGAACCUAACUAAUCCAAAUACUGUGAUAAUCCUCAUAGGAAAUAAAGCGGAUCUGGAAGCGCAGAGGGAUGUGACAUAUGAAGAAGCCAAACAGUUUGCUGAAGAGAAUGGAUUGCUGUUUCUUGAAGCAAGUGCUAAAACAGGAGAGAAUGUUGAGGAUGCAUUCCUAGAGGCUGCCAAGAAAAUCUAUCAGAACAUCCAAGACGGGAGCCUGGAUCUAAACGCUGCAGAAUCUGGUGUACAACACAAGCCUUCAGCUCCACAGGGUGGCCGACUAACCAGUGAACCCCAGCCGCAGAGAGAAGGCUGUGGCUGCUAGUGACCUCACUUCUCAGCUCUGUUUCUGACCUUUCACCUCUGUUAGGAGCAGUGCUUUUGGCUGCUUCAGUUUCCUCUGUCCAUCUUACUGGGUUUAAUUAAAACUCCUGAGGCAACAGUUUAACACAGCACUAAACUGCUAAAAAAUAAAUAAGAGAAACUUAGAUGUAAUCAGGUUAUCAAAGGCAAGUAGAGUCAUACCCUCUCCCUGCAUGGUAAAUCUAGAAGUCUCCCCCCACCCCAGUCCUUGUGAAUAGGUGUCACCAAUAUAUGAUUUACAAAACAGAGCACUGAUGGUUGGACCUCAUGAUUUUUAUUAUUAUUCUUUCUCUUUCUGCAGGGCUUUGUCUCUUGUAAAAUUCUAACUUUUCCUAGCUUCAGCCUUUCCUCCCAGUCUGCAAGUGGUCUGGAUCUGUCCUUUUUAGUAACAGAAAAAAGUUGAUUUGCUGUGAAACAACCUACAUGAUUAGAGUGGGAUCCUGCAUAAGAUUCCUUUUUUAGUGGGAAGGAUUCCCUAUUAUACAUUUGUUGGUGGCGGCAGCGUGGGAGCACUCAUUGCAGGAGUGUUCGCCUUCAUCAUCUUGGCCUCCCACAUGGCAAGUAUCUAUCUUGUGCUUGUGCUCUGUAGCUUGAUGCCACCCACCUCUUCCUUCUCCUUACCAUUUUUACCUUUUGUGGCCCUUGUUAACAGAACGUAAAUAUGUAUAAAUUUUGAAGGAACAGAGCUAACACUUUAAAAAAGUACAUUCUGUGUAUAUGAUCUUAAUGAAAUAA
This is a messenger RNA of Lacerta agilis (Sand lizard), 1659 nucleotides long. RefSeq names its product RAB14, member RAS oncogene family (gene RAB14). Gene Ontology annotation, cellular component: recycling endosome; trans-Golgi network; phagocytic vesicle. Gene Ontology annotation, biological process: phagosome maturation; endocytic recycling; Golgi to endosome transport. Gene Ontology annotation, molecular function: GTPase activity; GTP binding. The transcript has 8 exons. NCBI's taxonomy places the organism in Eukaryota, Metazoa, Chordata, Lepidosauria, Squamata, Lacertidae. The record is from RefSeq and is a predicted model, not a curated record. The coding region runs from base 239 to 886 and encodes 215 amino acids.